Lytechinus variegatus (green sea urchin) is the source of this 441-nucleotide messenger RNA. RefSeq lists its product as uncharacterized. The transcript is spliced from 7 exons. The coding region runs from base 1 to 441 and encodes 146 amino acids. NCBI's taxonomy places the organism in Eukaryota, Metazoa, Echinodermata, Echinoidea, Temnopleuroida, Toxopneustidae. The record is from RefSeq and is a predicted model, not a curated record.
AUGUAUCAUCUUUACAGUGUGGCGUACACGGUAAUUUGGAUCAUACAAUUCUUAGGUCUGCAGAGAUCUACUGGUGGAUUUGACAAGGUAUCCAGCUCAGUUGUAUAUGGGGUCUAUACCUCUUAUUUCAUCGACAUUAUUGCACUCGGACUCCUCUUCAUCGCCUCCGGCAUCCUCCUCAUCGGUGUGUUCAAGAAUUCCAAAUGCCUCCUGAUCCCAUACAUGGUGGCUAUUACAGCCCUCGUUGUAUUCCAAGCUAUUGCGUGGUUCCUUCAUCUGUUCACCUGGUAUAAAAUAAACGAAUCCUUGACAACAAAUCUAAUUAUAAGUCUCAUUGCAUGGAUUCUACUAGCAUUUGUAAAUGUGAUAUGUCUUCUUUGUGUCAUUUCUGAGUACCAAAAACUAAGUGAAGAUCGUGGCCACCGACCUGUCCCCAUGUAA